AUAUAUAUAAUUCUUUUAUAAGAUUUAUAUUUAAUGCAUUAAAUUAAAUUAAGUAAAUAUUACAUUUGGCGCAUUAUAUUAAAUAAUAUAUAUGUAUUUCCACAUUUUUUGAUGAGAAUAUAUGACGAAUGGCGGGAAUUGAACACGUGUCCGUUGCUUAGCGACAAAUGAGCAAACAUGGCAUAGCUUCCAUCUAAGGAAAGAAUGGCAAAUUUUUAACGUUUUACCGAAUCAUUUUAUAUCGUUCAAAAUUUUUUAAGAGGGAAAGUAGCUUCUCUGUGUUUUAAUAAUUAUUUCUCAUUAGAUCAUAAUCAUUGAAAAUUGUAUAUUUGAAUUUUUCAUCAGAAAUGACAAAAUGCAUAAAAAAGGAGGUUAAUCUAAAGAGCAGCACCUACAAUCAAAAGGGAGAGAGAUAUUAUAAUCAAAUAAUAGCGUACAAUUCGAUGAGCAAACAUUUACGACGGGUUUUAUCGGCGAAAAGUGUUAUCAACUCGAGAAAUAAAAAUUACUUGUUAAAGAAACAGCGAUACAAGGUACAAGAAACUAGCGAUGAGACAAUCUGUUUGAAUUCGAAAACGAUAGACAAUGUGAUUAAUAGAUUAGCCUAUGAUACUCUGCACCAUCCUAGGGAUAUAUUAAGAAUAAGUUUGAAGUAUGAGAAUGGUUGCAAUUGCAAUUCAGAUUAUCAGCAAUCGAAAGUUUUUCGUGGCCGAACAUGUUGCGAACAAAUGAGUCAUCGAUCGACUUCGAAAAGUUAUAGAACGGUGUCACCGGCGACGAUAUGUUCGCCGAGAUAUAAAAGAGUUAAGAUGAGUUCUGCUAGCGGAAAAAAAUCAAAAUGCAUGCGAGAGAUUUCUCGUAUAAUCGAUCCAUCGACAUACUAUUCACAACAGAGAAAAUGUAGGUAUGAAGAAGAGUCGUUCUACCCUUGCACAACUGCUGCAUUAGAUUCAUCGGCAUUUAAAUCAGAAUCUCAAUCUCUGAUACAAGAAAUAAUUGAUCGUCGCUCGAUAUCCUCGAAUGCCUCACAAUGCAAUGAUUACGAUUACGAUGACCAAUCUGUCGAAUUAAAGCAUGUCUCAAAACAACUCUUAUCUCCAAAAAAGGAAGAGAAGGAAUAUGUCAAAUUCAUCUAUAACAUUACUAAAGAAAUAAUAGAAAAAGGUUUUUAUACCGAUAAAGAAUUGCGGAAUGUAUUUAAGAAGCAUAUUGAUUUAUAUAAAGGAAUAUUAAAUAUGAAUAAAAUGCUACAAGAGAUUUAUCAGUUAAAAAUCUCCUUGAACAUGACGGACGAUUCAGACACCGACGACGAAUUGGAAGAGCUGAUUAACGCACAAAAAUUGUUGAGCAUAUCGGAGAUUAGGCCGCCCACACCGCCGAAAAUUCUGGAUGACAAUAAAGUGAUGGAGAAGCUGGAGUCUUAUCAAAAAAUGUCUCAGGGAUCGCAAGAAUAUUGCAAACAAUAUUGCACUAAGUCAGUGACAUUGGUCGAUGCGAAUCCCGAUCUAUUUGUCACGGAGAGAGAUGUGCUGACAUCGUUGGUGGAAGUGGGUAUCGAUCCCAAACAGGUUCAACAUAUAUGCAAGAAUCUGCGCUGCAAGAGCAGAGAUAAUAAUAUGAUGCAAACAACAAAGGAAGUUUCAUAUCCUUUGAAUUUGGAAGUGAACGAUUUAGAGAAAUUGCAAAAUAACAAUAGACAGAUUUCUCCCGAGAUCAAAAUAGUCAAGAGCGCCCACGAUUCUGUCGCGGAUAAUUCGCCUAGGUCUUUGGAAGAACAAGAUAUCCACUUCAAACUGAACUUAGUAUUCACACAACAAGAGACAGAAGUUGAGACACAAAAGGAGAUAAAAUCUGAAACUAAACUCGAAAAUGACAAAGUGGACUCGUAAAAUGAACUGUUAAAUAUUUUUAUGUUUUAUCGGAAACUCGUUUCUAUUUCUGUUGUUAAGAAACAUUUGAUUUCAAUGCAAUAAUCGUUAUAAUAUUGCUUUUGUAUGUAUAUAAUGCUUGAAUAACUUACUACAUUAGCAAUGAAAUAAACAUUGGAUAUGCAAUUUUUUAGUUCAUGCAAAAGAAUACGAUUCGCUUGUCAUUUAAUACGCUGAUUUUACUAAUGUAGUAUAGGAAUCGAGCACACUAAUUAUCAUAUUCAUGUACACGUUUCUUUUAUUCAUAUAUAUAUUUCUUUUCUUACAUUGAAUUUCACCAUACAUCUGUGUGAGAAUUUGUUGCAUUUCAAACAAGCUGAAUUCUCAACAGAGAUAAAAUAUACACAGUGAAAAAAUAGACAUAUAUAUUUAUACCUGUACAUAUACAACCUCUUUUGUGCAUAUCUAUGUACAGAUAUACAAAUGUUACGCGUUUGUACAACAGGAGAUUUUUACAUGAUACAUCAUUUGGACAUAUCUUUAAUGUAUAUAUUAUAGUAUAAUUUUUCUUGCUAAAGAGAGACAGGCUAAGAUAACUGCAUAUGUAUUAUGCAUUUUGUUUUUUUACAGCUACUGGCUCUGCUUGUGCAUUCAUUUUGUACAUGAGUUUCAUUCCCUUUAUCCGCUAUAUAACUGAAGUAUCUUACAGUUAUUUAACAUCGAGAAGGUAACUAAAAAAUAUCUCAUUUGGUACCUGCGAUAGACUUCGAUAAAUGAAUAAAUGUCAACUACAAAUAUAA
This is a messenger RNA of Cataglyphis hispanica, 2668 nucleotides long. RefSeq lists its product as uncharacterized. The record is from RefSeq and is a predicted model, not a curated record. The transcript is spliced from 6 exons. Gene Ontology annotation, cellular component: ciliary basal body; axoneme. Lineage: Eukaryota; Metazoa; Arthropoda; Insecta; Hymenoptera; Formicidae. Gene Ontology annotation, biological process: microtubule cytoskeleton organization. Bases 348 to 1889 code for a protein of 513 amino acids.